AUGCAGAAGGGCCAAUCAGUCGUGGCAUACGUGAAAGUCCCCUAUGAUGACGAGAUGUGCUGGAUCCUUGCUAACCUAAUAGAAGUUGAGACUACAGAUGGCAUGUGUGUGGUAGAGGACAUUGUAGAAGAACAGCCAAACAUGAAGAGAGAAUCCUACAGAGUCAGCUCCAAGCACGUCGUCAAGUUCCCACAGAGGGGGGCUGAGUACAAAGCAGGGGACAGGGUAUUAGCCGUAUGGUACGAGACAAACACGCAAAACUGGACAUCUAUUCUCUAUCCGGCGACUGUGCUCCAGGCGUAUCCGAGUACCAAUAUUCCUAGCUCUGUUGUUGUAAAGCUACGGUACGACGGCGACCCAAAGAUAUCCUAUAUAAACGCGCUGUGGGUCAUAGCAGCGCCGGAGCUGUAG
Molecule: messenger RNA, 411 nt
Organism: Giardia duodenalis
Lineage: Eukaryota; Fornicata; Diplomonadida; Hexamitidae
Product: SGF29 tudor-like domain-containing protein
Exons: 1
Coding region: 1-411 (136 amino acids)
Source: RefSeq, a predicted model, not a curated record